AUGCUCGUAAUUACAGAAAACACAUUCGAAAAACCCAACAACCCAAAGUAUCCAAGAGGGAGCAAAGUGGCAAUCAAAAGAAACAACUCCCAAGUGAAAGUCAUAUCAAACAGAAUCACCCCAUAUUGUGGAGACAUAACAAAAAGUAAAAGGGAGUUAAUAAAAACACGUAAGUUCUUAAAGGAAAGUGAUAAGAUAAAGUACCACUAUCUAUAUGCAAGAAAACAUUUAUGCAAUGGAGAACAUGAAAGGAAAAUAAAACUUUUUUCCGUUGAAAAAACAAAAAAUUUAAACCAUUUGGAAAAGUUCUCCAAAAUUAGAAAGAAAAAAAAUCAAGUCAUAGCAAGGAGAGUGAACUAUAAUGUUAUCCUAAACAAUUCGUAUGUAAAAAAUGUUGCAUAUGAAACAAAUUCCUUUUUAGUACAUUUAAAAGGGAGGAAAAGGAAAAGCCACAUUAGGAGAAGCGCUCGAAAGGACUGCUUAACAGUCCGGGAAGUUGCUUUGGACAAGGCUAAAGAUAUAGGUGGGAGACAGGCCCCAAGUCUGCAUCCACUAAGGGACUCGUUUCACUUUAAGGUAAAAACAAAUCACCACCAUGUAGCUAGCCAAAAUGUCGCAAAAAGUAAACAAUUUGAUGAUGUAGAAGUAAAUGGUGCAGAUGUGGAUGGCAUAAUUGCGAAUAAUUCCGCGUUAGACGUGCUGACCGUGGUGGUGAACAGGGAGAGGCAACAUCCCAGUUCGCAUCUAAGUAGGCAUCUAGCCAGAAAGGCACUUCUCAGCGCACGUAGCAUGCGAAAAAAUGCCGUAAAUGCAGCAAAUGCAACCAAUGCGACAGAUGCAACAAAUGCGACAAAUGCAACACAUGCAACGAGUAGUUUAAUAGACUCCAUUAUUAACUUAUCAAACGAGCUGAAUAAGACAAGUGAGAAAAAAGAGGAGUCCGAACAUGAGUACGACAGAAGUGUGCUGCGUUAUGUGCGCAGAAUUUUGAGCGACCACAAUUUCCAUUAUGACAUCGUUAGUAGUGCACAUAAGAACGAAAUAAAUGAGUUAAAGAGGAAAAUAAAAAAAUACAAUGAUAUACGCAACUUUUAUUUUAGAAAACUGUUUAAGCAUAUAGAGCGGAGAAACGAGAGCAGUCGUAAGCGCGGGAAUGGUUUGCAUACUGCACACUGCUACAGUAGCGAUUACGACGUUCAUUACGAUGCUAGAGGCAGAUCGAAUAGUUGUAAGAGGGGAAGUAAUGAGCACAUACGUGAUGAGAAAAAGGAGAGAAAAAUAAGACUAAAAUUAAAAGCCCCUUCCCCUUCGCUUUACACACACCAACGUUGCCACUCGGAUAACUACUUUUCAGAAAAGCUAAAAAAAAAGAAGAAGAGGAAGAAGAGGAAAAGUCACGUCUAUCAGCCUGUCAACCCUGUUGAGCAAGCAAAUUUGAGCAAACACGGGGGAAGUAACUCUUUGGUGAGAAGGAUAGACAAAAGGAUAACAAGUAAGCACCUUACCAAUUUGAAGCCCCCUUUGGACCACCAAAACGCGGGCGCCAGGGGGGACCACGCCAAAGUGGGGAAUGCAUCUGGGAAAGGAGGAGGAGGAGUAGUAGUAGGGAAGAAGACCCAUGUGGGGGAGAGAGCAGCCAGCGGCAAUCACGGCAUCGCCGGUGCUGCUACUGUCACCACCGUAUGCAACAAAAUCAAGCACGGGAAUAAUGAGAAAGAGAACACAUUGUUGUGUGUAACCAGUGGGACGAGCGAGCCAAAUGACCAUAAAGGUAAUUUUCAUUUGGACAGGAACCCACUACACUGCGUCAAAAAAUGCACAUCUACUUUUACAGACCAGAAGAAGCACAUCCCCGAAAGGGAGAACCAUCUGGACCAUAAGUUGGAGAAGGACUGCCCGUCAGUAGAAAACCCCCACUCAGGUAAAUCUCCCAAGACAGAGAAGAGGCUUCCCCAAAUAAAUUUAAAAAAGGAGAAGUGGACCGCGUGCAUUGUGCACAAAAAGGUGCUUCUGUGCAGUGGGGGAGAGAAGCUGCACGGAGGAACGAAUAAUUUAGGCAGCUUCACGUUUUCUGAAAAUGCGGGUAGUAGCGUUGUCGGUGGCCGUAGCGGUGGAGGUAGCUUCAGUGGUAGCUUUGGCGGCGGCGCCUCCGCGAACGCGCACAGCGAGUGCACAUGUAGGCCGGACAAUGUUAAGAGAAACGAUUCGCUGGCCAACUCCACCGACGAUAAUGCGAGUAGCAACGUAUAUUUUAGUGCGGACAACCAGAGUAGUCACACCAUGAGCAGCCUCCGCUGCAACAGUGUACAGUGCGUGAGCAGCGGGUGCCUCAGUCUUUUCAAAGGCAGCUACAAGGAGCAGAGUAUCAUUUCUACCUUCAGCAGUUCAACCAGUAGGCAUCGUGCGGGUGGGUGUGGCGUUGCACCCCCGGGCAAGGAGAGCAACGGUGAUCAUUGCGCAAAUCUCGUUAUCCCUUUUCAGCGAAGCGUCAAGACCAAAGCUGUAGACGCUACUGUAGACGCUGCUGUUGACGCUGCUGUUGACGCUGCUGCUGUUGAUGCUGUGAGGGGCAGUACGGGAGAUAAGCAAAGAGCAGGGAUAGACCCCCCCGAAUUGGCUGCAAACAACUUGGAGGACCAGAAAAGCCUGAGGUCGAGCGUAAACUCGCUGACCAGCGCGGAGUUGGUAAAAACGCCCGUGGUGUCAAACAUUCAAAGCGGCCAUUUUGAGGGGAUUCCCAAGAUAGGCGAAAAGGGAGGCAGCUCCUUUUGCAUCUUCAAGACGAAACGGAGAAGGGAAAGGCUCUCAAGCAAGACCCCCCUAAUUGUUGACGUUCCGAAUUUGCUCAACACGGCUAAUGACAUUGAUUUGGUAGAAAAGGGUACAAAUAAGGUGAAUAACUUUACGUACAAUAAUAAGGAGAGAAAAAUGAAUAACAAUGAUGAUCAUAAUUUUCUGGUUGAAGAAUGCUUGAAGAAGUGUUUGAAGGAAAAUGCAUCCAAAUUUAGAACGAAUGAAGAUUAUGAAAGGUACUGCAAUGAAGACAAGAUAUUAAAUCCGGAGUACAUUCCGCAAGAGUCGAAGAGACUUGGUGAGAGAUUUUUGCAGAGUCACCAGGAGAAGUUUGCAUCUUACCGCAACUCCAGUUUUCACUAUCAACCCUAUAUGAGCAAUGCAGAAUGUGGAAACAGCUGUUUUAAGGACCCCCCUGGGUACAACCUGUACAACGAUCCGAACUCUCAUUUUAUGAAUAAUAUGAAAAUUAACGUAUUCAACAAUACGGCUUCGCAGAAUACGUCUAAUAGCACCUUUAACAACGUGGGGAUUUACAGCAACAGCCAUAUCAAUUCUAUCAACAAGGAGUUUUACAUGAAGAAGGGAAACGACUACAGCAAUGACGUUUUCAUAAAGUACUAUGAGCAGUAUGCUAAUAAAGACAAUGACAAGAACGAGGCAAAGAAGUUUAAUUACACCGAUUGCUACGAUUUUAAGAAUACCCUUCUGAAUGGACUAAGCAGGGAGGACAGCUUCGGCUCCGAUGAUGAUCUGAAAAAUGAAGACAGUGAAAUGAACUUCCUGAAGGAUUCGUUAAACUCUUUUGAUAACUUAGAAUCUACGGAGAAAAAGUACGAAGAGAUAUUACGAGACUUCAAUGGGAAGAUACCUCUCCUGCAUAAGGUGUUGAAGCCCCUGCCAGUGAAAAACCGAUCGAACAACUUUGACAUUUGUCUCUACCUACUGCAGAAGCAUGGGGGGGACCUAAACAAUGAAGAGAAUAUCUGCAUCUUGAGGGACAAAGAAAUCGUGCAGCACAGUGCCAUUUACGAUCCUAAAAAAGGGUGCAUAAAAAGUAACAUAACAAAUGUGACAAAUAUAAAAUUGUAUCAACCCAAAUGGCAUAACAAGAAGAAGAUAGUGGAAAGGUUGAAGGAACAGAGUUGUUUUAACCCCUUCACGAUAUUCGGAUCUGCUCCCAGCCUGCUCGAUUUUGAUGAAGUCUUUGACAAAGAUGUGUAUAACAAAUUCGUCUCAAGGAACAGCCGCAAAUCUCACUCUCUGCUGCGGAUACUUGCAAAGCAGAAGGUUAUUAACAACCUUAAUGAUAAAAUAACCGAUAAGGAGUGGCCACAAGUGCACUCAUAUUUAAAGAAGAGGUGGAGCAAAGAGACAAACAUUGAACUGAACUGGGCGUGCGACCCUUUACUGUAUGAAGAGCUGGAGUGGUAUUUAAGCACAAAUAAUGAAUACCUAAACAUGACCGAUAAAGUUGCCGAUAUUGAGGUUUGCUACUGCCCCACGUUGGACCCUAGUUCUUAUUAUGCUUGGAACGACUCUAGGGUUAUAUACACAAACUUGUGCUACAACAAAUCGAAGGAAGAUGGGGAGCCGGGCAGCCAGUCGGUCAAGUACGGGGGGAACAAGAACGCGGAGCUGAAGAAUAAGGAUAAGCAGGUCUCCUUCAGAAAGAGGGCAAGCGGGUGCGAGCACCUCAUGUUUCAGCAGAACCUGAUGAAGCAGAAGAAGCUAUCCAAGAGGAAGAAGAGACUCUUAAGGAAGAAAAAAAAAAUGCUCAAGGAGAAGAACCAAAUGUUGAGGGAGCAGGGCAGGCGCUUUGCCGAGAACAACGGGGAGGGAGCGGCAGAUGGGGGAGCGGCAGAUGGGGGAGCGGCAGAUGGGGGAGCGGCAGAUGGGGGAGCGGCAGAUGGGGGAGCGGCAGAUGGGGGAGCGGCAAAUAUGGAAGCGGUAGACGUGGAAGGGGUAGACGGGGCAGACGCGGCAGACGGGGCGGCUGGCUUGUACAUGGAAGCCAAAGAGGGGUCCGAAAAUGACUUCAAACAUGCGUUUUCCUCCCAGCACAACCGCCCGAAUUUUUCAAAUGACCCGUGCAUGAGCAUGCGGAUGAGAAUGAACAUGGACAUGCGUAUGAGCGCGUUGAAGAGCAAGAAGCACAACCACGAUAGCGCGUAUUACCCGAACAUUUUCUCCACCAAGAAGAAGAAGAGUGUCUACCGUAGCAAAAACUACGACGAAGAUGUCAUACCGAUUAUGACCGUCAAUACGUCCCUGUACAGGCACAAUUUGGACAACAAGUACAACUGCAGCAACACGGCAUUUGAUUACAUAAAGAAUAAGGACAACACCAUUAAGUUUUUUGCCUCCCCCAAGAAAACGAGGAAAAACAAUUCAGUUAAAAAAUCUGUUAACAAUUCGGACAGUUUCUAUUACUUGAAUUCCUCCAUGAUUAAUUCGGACAACAUUUACAACAACAAUUUGGACAGCUUCGAUUCGAAGGAUUCCGCGGAUGGCAAUGACUCGGCAUCUGUUUUUCACAAGGAUACGUUCGACGCUUCAGAUGAUAAGAUGAGAAGCAAAAACCAAGUGGAGUUAAGAAGCAAUCCCAUGGGGGGCAUCAUGCACAUGGACAGAUUUGACAAUGCCUCGGAGAGCGUGUGCGAAAAUUUGCGAAUGAACGAGCAUACCAGCUACAUCAGCAAUAGUAAUGUAUACGAAUUUAGGGGCGCCAAAAAUGCGUAUGACUUUAGAAAGAAUGACCACGAUGGGCUGGGGAAUAGCCGCGGCAUGGGCUACAUGACAAGGGAUAACGAUAAUGAGAAUGACAAUGAGAAUGAUAAGGAGAACUUCCCCAGCAAAGGUGGAAGCUUCUGCUACAGGGGGGGAGGAGGACCCACUAAUGACUACAUGCAACCCUUCCGUCACAUGAGCAUGGCGGACAAGUAUGGAAACGCGAACAGCAAUGUGAAUAUGAACAUAUUUAGCAAUAUACGAAUGUACGAGCAGAAUUUCAACAAGCACGGGGAUCAUGGUGACGGCAGGAACAGCCUCAGCAGAGAUUACAACAUGGACAACCAUGGCGGCAGCUGCAUGGGAAAGGGCCCCUUCACCAAGAGCAGCUUCGUGGAUAGGAGCUACUACGACAUGGAGCAAACGAGCUUUUCCUCGAACAACUUCGGCCACUUUUCCACCAGGGAGAUGGCCCCCAAUGAGCUGCAGUACGGCAGCAUUUUCCGCACCGAUUUGUCCAAGCCCAGCUUUGCGGAGCAGAGUCAAAGUCGAAACCAAAAUCAAAGUCAAGGUCAAAGUCGAAGUCAAUGCCAAAAUCAAGGUCAAAAUCGAAGCCAAAACCGAAACGAAGCGAAAUUCCCCGUGAAGGAGCUAAGCGAAAGGUACCCCAGCAAAUGCAAGGGCACAAACGCGGAGUACAGUGACAGCCAUGGAGACAAGGCCAGCGGAAACCGCCACAACAACCGCAAUGACGAUGCGGGCACUGGGGACAACUGCAACUACUUCGAGUGCAAGUAUGAAAACAGCUCAAACAAACACGCUAACGGUAAAAACAGCCAAAUGAUAGCCAACUAUUUUCUCAGCAAGAAUGCUGAAAAUUACGACCCGACGGAAAAAAAAAAUAAAAUGAAUGAGCACUACGGCGCUGGCGAAUCUCAGAAAAGUACGAACAACGCUAUGGCAGACAUGAACAUCCUAAAGAUUACGCAACAAAAUAUUGACAAAAAAAAUAUUCUAGAAAAAAAAAUUAAAAGCAGUAUGUCAUUUUAUACAAACAAUAAAGACACAGAUAAUUCGACAGUAAAUUUUAAUUCGAAAAGGCUAAGCAAUAGCAACAUUAUUGUCAACGAAAAUAGAAAAAUUAGAAGGUACACCAAUAAGAUGUGUCAAGAUGAUAACACAUCUUUUGAGCAUUCAGAAAAUGGCAAAGGACAGGGUAAUAAGAAAGGAAGUGUAGAAUCCCCUUCAAGCAGAACCAGCGAAACUUCCAUGUCUAGUGCUUUCAAAAUGGCUACCUCUGUUUUUAAAAAGUUAUUCUAG
Plasmodium vivax (malaria parasite P. vivax) is the source of this 6843-nucleotide messenger RNA. RefSeq lists its product as hypothetical. Bases 1 to 6843 code for a protein of 2280 amino acids. The record is from RefSeq and is a predicted model, not a curated record. Lineage: Eukaryota; Apicomplexa; Aconoidasida; Haemosporida; Plasmodiidae. The transcript has a single exon.